CAUCUCGCCCCUGCCAUCUCUGACGGCGCCCUCCAUCAUGUUGGACAUCCUGCUUCUCAUGUUUUUUGCCAUCAUGGGUCUCGUCUUCCUCUCCUACAUCAUCUACAUACUAAUCCGGCUCGGCAACGCGGGCAGCGCGUGCACGGUGGCUGUGAUCCGGCUCUCCCGCAUCCCCGGUGUCCAUUAUGGACAUUGGGUGAAUGAUCUCGCCCAGGCCAUGAUGUGGGAUGUAAAGAGCACAGAGGGGAACGAAUGGAGAGGAAGAGCCAAUCUCUUUCCAUCUCUGCUCCAUCCUCAGUGUCAUCCUAUUCUGAUGUUUUCCAGCCUGACCCGUGGUGCUGUGUUACUGCAGAAAGCUGUGGAGAGAGAACAAGAUGCAGGAGGCCUGGAGGAUGAAUUCAUGCCCACAAAAGGUUGCCACAAG
Menidia menidia (Atlantic silverside) is the source of this 424-nucleotide messenger RNA. NCBI's taxonomy places the organism in Eukaryota, Metazoa, Chordata, Actinopteri, Atheriniformes, Atherinopsidae. The record is from the annotation of a GenBank genome assembly.